ACUGAACUUGUCACAAAAAUAUAUAAAACUUUUUCUCAAAAUUCUUUUUGUAAAACGUGCCUAAACACAUACAUUUUUUUAUAUUUUAUUCUGCCCUGUUGCCUCGGCGAAUAACAGGCAGUCCAGUGUCGCGACCCGAUUGCGAAACAACGAGAGAGAGAAAUAUAAAUAUCAUUUCACACUCACGAACGGUGACGAAAACGCCAACGACGCUUGCAUAAUGAAAAUCUGGACGUCCGAGCAUGUCUUCAACCAUCCGUGGGAGACGGUUACACAGGCGGCAUGGCGCAAAUAUCCAAAUCCCAUGACACCCUCAAUCAUUGGCACCGAUGUGGUUGAGCGCAGAGUAGUUAACGGUGUGCUACACACACAUCGAUUGGUUCAAUCCAAAUGGUAUUUUCCGAAGUGGACGCACGCGUUAAUUGGCACCGCCAAGACGUGCUUUGCCAGCGAACGCUCCACAGUGGAUCCUCAGCGCAAGCAGAUGGUCUUAAAGACAAACAAUUUAACAUUUUGCCGUAACAUAAGUGUCGACGAGGUGCUCUACUAUGAGCCGCAUCCCACUGAUUCGAGCAAGACCCUGCUCAAGCAGGAGGCGACAGUAACUGUCUAUGGUGUCCCACUAUCACACUAUAUGGAAGAUUUACUGACCUCCACAAUCAGUUCGAAUGCGGGCAAGGGCCGUCAAGGCCUCGAAUGGGUAAUUGGCCUCAUCAAUACGGAAGUGAAGAGCAUCGCCGAUUCGGCUGCACGCGGCACAGACGAACUAAUACACAGUACGCGGCGAUCCAUCGACGAGGUCACAGAGAGUGCGCGAAAGAGUAUGGACGAGAUUGGUGCCCAGGCAGCCAAGGCGGCGAAAGCAAUGCACAUAACAUAGAUGUAUAUGGAAAGGCGGUCAUCUCCAUGCGUAUGUGGGGACUGUUGGGCGUAGUGAAUAGGAAUUUACCGUAGUAGGCGCAACGUCGGGUACGCUGCUUUGUAGUACAGCAACAGCAACAACAACAACAACAACAACAAUAACAAUAACAAAUAAACGGAACAUAGAUACAUUAACAACAACAACAACAACAAAGCAGCAAACGAACAAUAAGAAUAUUCAAUUACAAUAUUUUCUCCUUGCAAAAUGGCAAGCGAAAUAUUUUAUUCGUCUGCUUUAAUAUAUUUUUUGUAAAGCAAUUAGAAAAGAAAAAGCAAAUUGAAAAAAUCGAAAAAAAAAGAAGGAAAUGUGGAACUUUUCCCAUGGUUAUCAGUCAAGUGCGCGUUGGUUUUUUUUUUUGUUUUUUUUUUUGUUUAGAUUGGGCCAAUGUACAAAGCCGAUAAGGCAGGCAGCCAGGCAAUGACAAGAUCCGCGCAACAACACCAACAUCAGCAUAGUAGCAAAUUUAUUUAUUUAAAAAUAAAUAUAUAUAUACAUAUAUAGUUUGUAAUAUGCAGAAAAUUUUAAGAAACCAAAAUCGAAAAAAAAACCACAUAAAUCGAGCACUAAAUAAAUGUCAACAAAACGCUCAAGAAAAAUACAUAUUCAAGUACAAA
Messenger RNA from Drosophila novamexicana, 1536 nucleotides. RefSeq names its product protein slowmo (gene slmo). The record is from RefSeq and is a predicted model, not a curated record. The transcript has a single exon. Gene Ontology annotation, cellular component: mitochondrial intermembrane space. Gene Ontology annotation, molecular function: phosphatidic acid transfer activity. The coding region runs from base 221 to 880 and encodes 219 amino acids. Gene Ontology annotation, biological process: phospholipid transport. NCBI's taxonomy places the organism in Eukaryota, Metazoa, Arthropoda, Insecta, Diptera, Drosophilidae.